Molecule: messenger RNA, 1248 nt
Organism: Polypterus senegalus (gray bichir)
Lineage: Eukaryota; Metazoa; Chordata; Cladistia; Polypteriformes; Polypteridae
Gene: hebp2
Product: heme binding protein 2
Exons: 5
Coding region: 180-749 (189 amino acids)
Cellular component (GO): cytoplasm
Source: RefSeq, a predicted model, not a curated record
UAUAGCCUGUGUUACACAAGAUCGUUACAAAACAGCGGGUUAUUUAACAGCUGUCUCUGUGGUUAGUUGCUUUUGAUUAUUUUGCACCUGUGAGUGAGGGCACGCUUGCGACCGAAGUUCUGCUAGAAGAUAACUUCUUGCUCCGUAUCUGCAGCUAAAAAUACUCAAUUCUUUCCCAGAUGUUGAAGACUAUACAACAAGCUUUAUUUUCGACAGGCCUGCAAAUGCCAAUAUUUAUUCCAGUUGAAACUCAGGCUGAAGAUUAUGAAGUUCGAAACUAUGAAGCCACAAAGUGGGCCAGCACAUCAGUGAGUGAAAUGGAUUUUGAUUCGGCUUUAAACAAAGGAUUCAUGAGGCUUUUUAAGUACAUCCAAGGCAACAAUGACAAAAAGAUGAAGGUUGAAAUGACUGCACCGGUGACUUGUUUAGUUCAAGCUGGUGAAGGGCCUUUCUGCGAAAGCAGUUUUACCACCUCCUUUUAUGUACCUGAGGAACAUCAGUGUGACCCUCCCAAGCCAACUGAAGCAGACGUAUUCAUUGAAGACAGAAAAGAUAUGAUAGUGUUUGUGAGGACAUUUGGUGGCUUUGCUAAUGCAGAGAAAUAUAAAGAAGAACUGAUGAAACUGUCGACUAGUCUAACUCGAGAUGGACAUCAAUUUGAAGACAAAAUGUACUAUACAGCUGGUUAUGACAGUCCUUUCAAAAUGAUUAACAGACGGAAUGAAGUGUGGCUAAUAAAAAAACACUAACAACAGUAAAAACAUUCACUCUAGUUGCUUUGUGGUGCUGUAAUUCAAUAACCCUACUAACAGCAAUAUGAAUAUGCCUUUAUAUUAUGUUUUACAUUUUAUGAACAUCAGCUGUCACUUAACAUUACAUUAUUAUGGAAAAUUUAUUUUUUAUUAUGUAGAAUAAUAAAACACUUUUGUAUUAAUAAAAUGAAACAACUUGUAUCUUUUAAUACGGCUAACACAAAAGAGCAUUCCUGAACCUAUGAUUUUGCUUCUAACUAAAAGACUGACAAAUUGCAGAAAUACAUGGGAUCUAAUGUGAAUGGUAAUAAGAAUGUAUAUUUGUUAACAGUUUAUUGCUUAUUAUCCACAUCAUAAACCGAUACAGAACUAAUUUUUAUUUUUUGUCCUUCAUAAAAUUGUUAUUUCAGAGAAAUUGUUGCAAUUUUAUAUAAAAGGAAAAAAAAUACAAUGUCAGCAGAACAGAAUGAUUAAACACUUGAAUAUCGGAGAAAAA